Molecule: messenger RNA, 1301 nt
Organism: Gloeophyllum trabeum ATCC 11539
Lineage: Eukaryota; Fungi; Basidiomycota; Agaricomycetes; Gloeophyllales; Gloeophyllaceae
Product: mitochondrial carrier
Exons: 11
Coding region: 265-1101 (278 amino acids)
Biological process (GO): succinate transmembrane transport; malate transmembrane transport; oxaloacetate transport
Cellular component (GO): mitochondrial membrane
Molecular function (GO): antiporter activity; oxaloacetate transmembrane transporter activity; thiosulfate transmembrane transporter activity
Source: RefSeq, a predicted model, not a curated record
GUGAUAUUACCCGGGACGCUCUGACUGAGCACUACAAAUUAUCUUCGUGUCCAGUACACGCUGGUGGACAGCGCGGACUCACAGCAAGUCGGCAGGCUUACGGAGCUCCGUGUUAUACAUAGGUCGUUCAGGUCCGAGCGAUCGCGCUGACUCCUGCAGGACUUAAGCCUUCCAUGCGCUGUACUGGACACGAACUGGAAAGAUACAGCGGUAGAGAAUAUGCCUGGUAGCUAUCCAUUUUGGUGAGAAGGCGUGGCUGCCUCCAUGGCGGCUUGUUGCACCCAUCCGCUGGAUUUGACGAAAGUUCGAAUGCAAACACUCCCGCAGUCCGUUGCUGGCCCCAAAGGACCCUCAACAUUUACCGUCCUGCGUUUCUCCAUAGCAGAGGCCGGCAUUCGCAGCUUGUACACAGGACUCACAGCUUCCUUGAUGAGGCAGAUGUCAUAUUCGCUCGUCAGACUUGGUAGUUAUGAAAAGAUCAAGUACGCCUUAACCACAGAUGGCUCUGCAUCUACGACGGAGCUACUGCUGGCCGCGGCCCUGGCUGGCGGCUUAGGUGGGAUUGCAGGCAACCCAGCAGAUAUUCUGCUUGUUCGGAUGACUUCUGAUUCCAUACGCCCACCUGAGAAGCGAUACGGGUACCGCAAUGCUCUGGCGGGUCUCGUGAGGAUAGUCAAGGAUGAGGGUGUCCCAGGACUGAUGAGAGGAUUGGGUCCCAAUGUGACUAGGGCGGUCUUAAUGAACGCUUCCCAGGUUGGAUCAUAUGAUUACUUCAAAACGUUAUUACUCCGUCAUCGUCUUCCCAUGGUCGACUAUCAAAUGCAAGACAACCUCUUAUGCCACUUUACUGCCAGUACUCUGGCUGGGACAGUUGCGACUACCAUAUGUUCCCCCGCGGACGUCGUUAAAUCCAGAAUGAUGUCUCUAUCUGGUAACACAACCCCAAUGCAAAUGCUCAAGGAGUCCUUGAGGACGGAAGGCCCGGCAUUCCUUUUCAAGGGUUGGACACCCGCAUUCAUUCGCCUCGUCCCUAAUACGAUCCUUAUGUUUGUCUUUUUCGAGCAACUCAAGAAGCAGUGGAGGUUAUUAGUAUCCUCGUGAAGAUCUUCGUUGUAGAUGCGCGACAUCUGUGCUUAGGAUUAUACCUGCUAGACGGUCCGAUAGAUCUGCUUGCAUUAUCUUACAAUUCAUAUUUAUCCAGUAGACACACAGGCUCGUGAGGGAAGUCGUCUCCAUUUCCGGUUGUACACAGAACGUAUGCAGAUAUUGUCGAACAACACCAUCUGCCCGCACUCCCUUCC